Molecule: messenger RNA, 3397 nt
Organism: Eufriesea mexicana
Lineage: Eukaryota; Metazoa; Arthropoda; Insecta; Hymenoptera; Apidae
Product: putative transcription factor SOX-15
Exons: 9
Coding region: 1238-3397 (719 amino acids)
Biological process (GO): positive regulation of transcription by RNA polymerase II; cell differentiation
Cellular component (GO): nucleus
Molecular function (GO): RNA polymerase II cis-regulatory region sequence-specific DNA binding; DNA-binding transcription activator activity, RNA polymerase II-specific
Source: RefSeq, a predicted model, not a curated record
CGCCCGACCAGCUAUCCACGGUGAAACGAUAGACAGGAGGACCGCGCGUUUCCACCUGGAUCGCGUUCACCGUCGAUCGAUCGACGGGAAGUCGGAACGGCGUAGAUCGUUGAGUAUCGCUGCGAUUACGUCGAGGAACGCUCUAUAGAUAUAAAGGACGAUAAUCGAAGAAAUUCCGUGGAGGUUCGUCGGGAGCGGGUUCUUCCCCAUGGAGGGACUGGAGGCGGGAGUGGUGGCGUGAAUCUCGUGACAACCGGCUAAAUCGACGCACAACGCGCUGGAAAUCACCGACGCUGUUGUAUUAUGUCACACUCCCACGCGAGCGACGGCCGCCGCUGCCGGCGCGACGGUGAACCGAGCCAACGUCGUCGUCGUUUGACAUUUCCACGAGCGUGGAGCGGUUAACGCGAACCCGGUGUUCGUGUCGCCGUUCGUGCCGUCGUUGGUGCACGCAUCGGUGCCCAGUCAGUGUUAUGCUACGUCGCGAUCACCUCUUCAUCCUCGUCGUCGUCGUCUUCGUCGUCUUGGUCCUGGUCGUCUUCGUGAUCGUGAUCGACGUGUGACGAGCCUCGGUCUCGCACGAUCCUGCGCUGCCAUAGCGUGCUAUCCAACGAGACUGGCCAUCCGGUCUCAGUGACUAACCUGGUGCCCCGCGAUUAGAAGAUUCGCCUGGUGUUUCGCACACGGCCGUACACGCGUAUGCGCGUUGGUACGUAGCAGCGCGUGACACGCGUGGCUGUCGAUCGUGUAAGCGGCGGCCGAUCGAGUCGUGGAAUCGUGAAAGAGAUCGUGGAUGCCGGUUGGUGAUCUUCUCUGCUCGGCCCGAGUCAGUGUGGGAUUGGUCCAGGCACCUGUGAGAAAUCGCAAGAAUCCGACCUAGAUCGAGGGGAUCGUGUCUCGAGGGAGGACCGAGGAGGCUCUAAGCCAUCCCCGUGUACCGGGACAGGACCAAGAGAGGAGGACCGCAGGGGCAGGCAGUCUCCCCGCUCGGUCCGUCGUCGAGAUCUUCUGGGAAUGUUCGAGUGCGACGUUCGAUGUUUCGUGGAUGGAGAACGUAGUAGGAUAAUCACGCGAGUGCGUUUCGUUGCGGUUCACGUUGCCACGAUUCGUUCGUAACUAACGAGACGAGGAAGUGAAUGGUUCUUACGGUAACAAAGAAGAGGACCAAGAAGAGGACAGUGUCACAACGCGUGUGAAAUGGAUGGUACGCCAAAGAAAAUCGAAGCAGUGUUAAUAUAUGGAUGCCCAUGGGUGGAAUUUGGCCGAAAUGUGCCAGCGUUACCAUCACGCUGUACCGGCAGCCCAAAAUUCUUCGCCAGCUAGGGAUCCCUCGGCCGCCAUCGUGCAAGGCUUGUCAACGGCUGCGCACAUCGACCAGGCUAGCCCUUCUUAUUCCCAUUACACGAUGCUGGAUAAUUAUGACAGGGGUGAGGUGACACCACCGCCGGUGAGCAGUUAUGGCGGUUCCCCUGGACUCUUGGCACUUCAUUCCUCGCUUUAUGCGACACCCACGUCGAGGGCCUACGACAUCGAGUCGAACAUCGACGGCAACGACAGUUCCAUGCCCAUCGAUACCCAAAUCAUUUCGAUACCGGGAAUGUUGAGCGGCCCGGCGCAACAGCGACUGGAGGACAUGUCUUGGCUGGCUUCCGGUCCGUCGCUAGAAUAUCAACAAGGCAUCUCGCCGAUUCCCGCGGGAGUGAAGAUGUGCCAUCCAGGCAGCACGGCCCAGAGGAGCCUGAAGGAGCAACGGAUACGUCGCCCGAUGAACGCGUUCAUGGUCUGGGCAAAGGUCGAGCGCAAGAAAUUGGCCGACGAGAAUCCCGAUCUCCACAACGCCGAUCUCAGCAAGAUGCUAGGAAAGAAAUGGCGAGGGUUGACCCCGCAGGACAGAAGGCCGUACGUCGAGGAAGCCGAGAGGCUGAGGGUCAUACACAUGCAGGAACAUCCGAACUACAAGUACAGGCCACGGCGCAGGAAACACGCGAAACGGGCCCCAGGGGCGCCGUCCUCUCCUCCGUCCGCGACCAACACCACGGCCAAUAGGUCCAACCCCUCUGGUACCACGAUUCAUCAUUCCAUGUCCAAGAUGGACAGUUAUCAAGGCAUUCCUCAGAUCCCGUGGGGCGGCCAUUCCCCGAUCUCAUCCCUGUAUCACCAGCAGCAGCAGCAGCAAGGUAUCCAGGAGUACAAAUCGGAGAGCAAUUCCUUGUACGGUAGUCCUUAUACGCCUAUCAUUCACACACCGGACAUAUCUCCAGUUGCCAGUCCCGAGCCAGAUGGUGACGGAACGCAUUUGCCAUCGAAUCAAAAUCCAGAUCCCGAACGAGAUCUGUUGGAGGGUUCGUCGAAGCAGCACGGCGAAAUGGGCGAGCAAACGAAACGGUACACUUUCAUGAGUACCGAUAAUCAGCUGCACACGGGUCAUGCUGGUGGUACUAGCAUAUCGUCGUGUCAGAAUUCUGGUGCUUACACAGAUACUCUGACUUACAAAAAAUCAGUGAGUUACUUAAAUUUCGAGAGACAGCCGUCGAGCAUAGCCGCGGUGGGUAUAGCAAACGGGAUGAUGGUGUCGUGCAAUAAAUUGCGCUCCGGAUUUGAGAAUGUUGGCUCUGUGACGGGAACUUUUUAUCCGCCAGUCGCAUCCCCGCACGAUCAAUCGUUGCAGCACUACACGAGCACCCAGUCGUCCAAGACUGCCAACUAUUCGAUGCAGUCCACCGUCGAGGGCAACUAUAAUCCUGUUCAGUGUGCCAAUCGACAACAGUCCAUGGGGAUUCGCGGAGCCGCCGAAGGUUGUUCCGGUGUAUCCCACCGGUACCAAAUGACUCAUCACCAGGAGUAUCAGACGGAGGGCACCAGCGCCGGUCAACAGCACGCAAUACUGGGCCACAUGGAGGCAGCGAUGGCCACCAGCGCUGAGGAGGAGCAGCAACAGACGCUGCAGCUGGAGAAGUACUUCAAGUACUCUCAUCCGACCAGCGUGGCGCACACCAGCCUGGCCGCGCAGAAUCUCCUCGACAGCAAUCACAACUAUGCCAGUGAUCUGCGUUACUACACGCCCCAGCAGACGCAGCUGGACAUCUCGAACUCUCAGUGCAUCGUGGACGAUCAGACCAAGGAUGCUCGAUGCUCCAACGUGGCUAUAGGUCACGCGAUGGACCAGUAUCACCAGGCUAUGGACGUGGCUAAGUACCCGGAGCAUCAGCAGCAACAACAGCAACAGCAACAACAACAACAACAACAACAACAGCAACAACAGCAGCAGCAGCAGCAGCAACAGCCUCAGCAGGGUCAGCAGGGUCAACAGUCGCAGAGUAUCGAGCAUGUUUCGAAGGCGGACGACGAUUUCAGUGUUAUACUUGCCGACGUGCGCAAGACUUGUUACAGCAGCUAG